ACAUUGCGAUCGCGUGUUGUACUUUAUUGUUUUGAUUAUUUUUUGUUUUCUUAAUUUCAAGUAAAUAAUCUUAGUUGCAAAUUAAAAAGCAAACAUAAUUUUGCAUGAUUCUGUCACUGUUAAUGCAGUAAGUGUUUGCACUGCUCUGCUCGGUUCGUCAGUUCGACGACGACGACGGCGAGACAAAAAGUGUUCAUAGAGUUGCGAUCUGUUACUUUUUGGACUUCCCCGUGAGUCGACAAACAGCAGGCGAACAAAUGAGUGCAACACUGGACAACAUACAAAUUGAGGAUUUACUCUAUGUGGAGUAUGAUCUCAACUUUGCACAAAAGGUAUCACUGUCGUUUCUGCUCUUUGGCGAUCAACACUCGCAUGCAACAUAUAUAUUGCAAAAACUGUUGGCCUUGGUGCGUUCUCCAGCUGCGGAUCAGCGUAAUAGCGACAUAUUGCGACUGUACGCGCAGUCAAAUCCCGCCGGAUGGCGUUGCCAUCUUGUCGAGGCACUGUGCAUCAUAAACGCUCGUCAAGUGUUGCGUAAACUGGGCUUCGAUUGGGAGCAGCUGCGCUUGCAGUACUUGCCACAAAUACUGGAGAUCUCACUGCACAUACAUCCGCUGUUAAAAGCUCUCUAUUUUAUCUGCGAACAGCUGACAAUUGCGCAGAGCGGACGCCUUGUGCUCGAUAUCAAUGAAAAGUUGUCCGCGAUUAAUCGAAGUCAAGGCGACGAACCGUUGCGUUUCUAUGAUUUCGCAUAUUUGGAGAUAUUCCUGUUGGACUGGCUGACGCGACGUCAUUUGCGACUGGGCGACAUUCAGACAAUUGGCAGCGAUGUUCAAUUGUUGAUCGAUUACUUCAAGUUCAAUGAUCUUCAUUCACUUGCCACGCUUCUUAUUCAAACCUAUAAUACGAAUGCAAAAGCUCCUGUUAAUAAAGUUAAAUGUGAAUCGGAUGCGCAAGAAGUGGCAACGCUGCCACCACAACCAACAACAACAACAACGAAAGUUGAAGCUGCUACUUCCAGUCCAAAUCUCCAGUUAGUGAGCAACAACAGCAAUGGAGUUUAUUCACAACAACAACAACAGCAAUUACAACAACAAUUGCGCGCAGGUGCAUUACAGGUGCAACGUGAUAAUGCCGGCAUUUUGUUAAUUAUCAAUCAACACAGCUUUCAUCAAGAUGUUAGCGAUGAUCUUCGUCCACUGUUGCCUGAUGUUAAGCUGUGGAGACGCGAGGGCACCGAUGUGGACAAGGAGCGACUGAGCGAAGUCUUCUCGGCACUUGGCUACAGAGUGGAAGCCCACAACAAUGUCGACCAUCUGGCAAUGCUGGAACUCAUUCGAACCGCUUGUUCCCGAUCAAUGCUGAGGGAUUCGCUGAUUGUGUGCAUAUUAUCGCACGGAUUUGAGGGAGCUGUCUACGGCUGUGACAGCAUUCCCGUGAGGAUCGAUGACAUCAAGAAUGUGCUCUGUGCGGAUGAGAACCUGUACGACAAGCCCAAGUUCCUAAUCAUCCAGGCGUGCCAGCAGAACGGCAAGAACUGUCAAACGCGUAAUGUGAAUGCAACGACAAGGUCACCGAGUCAGCAUGCCAACAUGGUUGUAGCCAUGUCCACAGUUCCAGGAUUUGUGGCACUGCGUCACAGCGUCAACGGCAGUUGGUUCAUUCAAACACUCUGCGAUGCGGUUGAACAACAUGCAGCCAGCGAACACGUGCUGGACAUUUUUACUAGAACCAUUGGGGAAGUGAGUCAGAAACGGGGCGACAAAAAUCAGGAAAUGCUGCCAAGUGUGACCAGCACACUGCAGCAGAAAGUCUACUUGCCAGCCAUUUAAUCAGCGGCAAUUUAUCACUUCAAGUCAUCUUUAAUUCAAAAUUAGUCAUCAUAGGCACUUUGUAAUUGUUUUUAUGAUUUCUGUCUAUGGGCAUUUGCAUAUAUUGUUAAAUGAGGUUUAAAACA
Molecule: messenger RNA, 1957 nt
Organism: Drosophila innubila
Lineage: Eukaryota; Metazoa; Arthropoda; Insecta; Diptera; Drosophilidae
Product: caspase-8
Exons: 5
Coding region: 258-1832 (524 amino acids)
Biological process (GO): execution phase of apoptosis; proteolysis; apoptotic process
Cellular component (GO): cytoplasm
Source: RefSeq, a predicted model, not a curated record